CAGAAGUGAUGUAUGUAUACAAAAAGGAAGACAUCAACCUCCCUAGUGCUUUUCUAGAGGAAGUCUUAAAAGUCUCAGGUCUCCUGCCAACCACUGUUGCCCCAACAACCACCACCACCACUGUGGCUUCCACUACGGCAAUUAAAACUGCAGGUCCUCCAACAACAACCACAAUUGUACUUCCUACAACGACAACUGCAACUUUGACCUCAACUUCUAUGUCUUCAGUGACAUCAACAACUAGAUUUGGCACAGUGAUGUUUUUUGUUAGACUGAUGUUCCAGCUCAACACACCAGUCCCCACUAAGGAUGAUGUCCUUGGUGCCGUCGACAAGCAACUGUAUCGUCAAUUCAACAAUCAGACAAACACUCAAACCACCUUCCAGAAUGGAACUUAUAUCAAACUUACAGAUACUUCAUUUGCCGUCGAUCUUGGUUUCAAAAUAACCAAUGUAACCAUGGUGUCGCAAAGUAAUAGCCUCACAUUCACCAAUGAGACCUACAGCCAGAUAGAGGAUUCAAUUAACAGCCUACUCCAUGAUAUUCUUUGUAAACCAGACAGCAAACAGUUUGACUUUCCCAAACCCAUCUUCACUACUGUUGGCACUCCAAUCAGGGCAGAAGUGAUGUAUGUAUACAAAAAGGAAGACAUCAACCUCCCUAGUGCUUUUCUAGAGGAAGUCUUAAAAGUCUCAGGUCUCCUGCCAACCACUGUUGCCCCAACAACCACCACCACCACUGUGGCUUCCACUACGGCAAUUAAAACUGCAGGUCCUCCAACAACAACCACAAUUGUACUUCCUACAACGACAACUGCAACUUUGACCUCAACUUCUAUGUCUUCAGUGACAUCAACAACUAGAUUUGGCACAGUGAUGUUUUUUGUUAGACUGAUGUUCCAGCUCAACACACCAGUCCCCACUAAGGAUGAUGUCCUUGGUGCCGUCGACAAGCAACUGUAUCGUCAAUUCAACAAUCAGACAAACACUCAAACCACCUUCCAGAAUGGAACUUAUAUCAAACUUACAGAUACUUCAUUUGCCGUCGAUCUUGGUUUCAAAAUAACCAAUGUAACCAUGGUGUCGCAAAGUAAUAGCCUCACAUUCACCAAUGAGACCUACAGCCAGAUAGAGGAUUCAAUUAACAGCCUACUCCAUGAUAUUCUUUGUAAACCAGACAGCAAACAGUUUGACUUUCCCAAACCCAUCUUCACUACUGUUGGCACUCCAAUCAGGGCAGAAGUGAUGUAUGUAUACAAAAAGGAAGACAUCAACCUCCCUAGUGCUUUUCUAGAGGAAGUCUUAAAAGUCUCAGGUCUCCUGCCAACCACUGUUGCCCCAACAACCACCACCACCACUGUGGCUUCCACUACGGCAAUUAAAACUGCAGGUCCUCCAACAACAACCACAAUUGUACUUCCUACAACGACAACUGCAACUUUGACCUCAACUUCUAUGUCUUCAGUGACAUCAACAACUAGAUUUGGAACAGUGGUGGUUUUUGUUAGACUGAUGUUCCAGCUCAACACACCAGUCCCCACUGAGGAUGAUGUCCUUAUUGCCUUCAACAAGCAACUAUAUAAUCAAUUCAACAUUCAGAAAAACACUCAAACCACCUUUCAGAAUGGAACUUAUAUCAAACUUACAGAUACUUCAUUUGCCGUCAAUCUUGGUUUCAAAAUAACCAAUGUAACCAUGGAGUCGCGAAGUAAUAGAAUCACAUUCACCAGUGAGACCUACAGCCAGAUAGAGGAUUCAAUUAACAGCCUACUCCGUGCUAUUCUUUGUAAACCAGACAGCAAACAGUUUGACUUUCCCAAGCCCGACUUCACUACUGUUGGUACUCAAAUCAGGGCAGACGUGAUGUAUGUAUACAAAGAGGGAGAAAUCAACCUCCCUAGUGCUAUUCUAGAGGAAGUCUUAAAAGUCUCAGGUCUCCUUCCAACCACUGUUGCCCCAACAACUUACAGCACCACACCACUUCCUACCCUUUUGCUGACCACUCCUUUGAAUACCACAAGUGGUGGAGGUUUUCCUGGUUGGGCUCUGGCCAUUAUCAUCCCUUGUGGCAUCGCUAUCAUUCUGGUACCCCUGUGGAUCCUGCUAUGUUGCAUGCUGUGUGGCUGCUGUGCAGCUGUAAGGAGACGCUGGCACAGACGUAGAUCUUACAAUGUACAGUACACCACCAGAAACGGCCUCUUCUGAGGUGACAACACUAACAUCUGUGGGCAACUGUCAUCACAAGAACAGCCAAUAAUCUAUAUCUGCUAAUCACGGGACUUUAAUGCAUGGAAAAUCACUUGUGACUACACACCAUUGCAUCUGAGAAGAUCAAGACUUCCAUAUAUCAAGAUCAAGACUUCCAUAUAUUUUUAUCAUAAAAAGAAAAUUGAUAAUAGGCCACAUGUUUUUGGUGCAAUGUACUACUUUUUAUAUAAUGCAUCUGGUUGUUAAUCAAAGUUACAGCUGAGCUGAACAAAGUACGUUUAUAUAUUUAUUAGCUAUGCCAUUUGUGGUUUAAAGCUGUGCUGUCUUCUGACUAAAACGGUUAUCACUUAUUUAUUUAAUGUGUAAGCUUCACAGGUCCUCAACUGGCAGCUUCAUUAAAUAGUACCCGCAAA
Coregonus clupeaformis (lake whitefish) is the source of this 2620-nucleotide messenger RNA. Its product is annotated as location of vulva defective 1. The record is from RefSeq and is a predicted model, not a curated record. The transcript has 18 exons. NCBI's taxonomy places the organism in Eukaryota, Metazoa, Chordata, Actinopteri, Salmoniformes, Salmonidae. Bases 9 to 2204 code for a protein of 731 amino acids.